AGCGGAGGUGUGCAUGUGUCGUGGAGCAGCAGGAGCAGCUCUGCACCGUUUUGCGCACUGGUUCCAUCUGACGCCACCGAAUAACGGCGCUCCACACACGGGAGCUGUCGGAAAGGGGAGACUGGACCCGGAGCAGGAGCAGCACCAGGAGCAGGAGAGGGAGAAGCACCGCGACUCUCUACAGCCCGCUCUCCGAAACCAUGUCCGAGUUGCUGCUACUCGCCUUGCUGGCCCUUUUCUCGGGAUUAUUUCCGUGCGCCGAGCUGACGGCGGUGUCGGAUGAGCAUAAAGAAGCCAUCUUGUGUGAUGUCAGCGAGUUUCAUUGUCAUGACUGGGAAACCUGUGUCCCAGAGGCCUGGCUCUGUGAUGGCGAGCCCGACUGCCCCGAUGCUUCAGAUGAAAUGGACGAAAGUUGUGCACAUGAGAUGGUGAUCAGAUGUCCCCUGAAUCACAUACAGUGCAUUGGAACAAAAAAGUGUAUUCAUUUCAAUAAACUCUGCAAUGGAGCAAGAGACUGUGAUGAUGGAUAUGAUGAAGGGGUGCACUGUCGAGAGCUCUUGUCAGCUUGCCAUGAACUUCGGUGCCGCUAUGGCUGCGUCAUGACGAGGAACGGCACCUUCUGUUUCUGUGCUGACGGUUUUGAGGUCGGCGACGACGGCACAAGUUGCAGAGAUCAUGAUGAAUGUGCUGUGUACGGCGCAUGCAGCCAAACCUGCACGAACACCUACGGGUCGUACAGAUGCAGCUGCACGGAAGGAUACAUCCUGCAACCUGACAGGAUAUCUUGCAAAGCCAAACAAGAGCCUGGAGACAGCCGUCCAGGACUUCUGAUGGGCAGCUCAGAUCGUAUCAUCAGCACCAAUCUAAAUGGAUCAGGUCUUCAGCCCCUCAGAUCUCUGGGAGUAAAUGGAACAUUGGCAUUGGAUUUCUGGUACACCCAAGAAAGUGUUUGCUGGGUUCUGUCAACAGAGUCCUCUGGGCAACUUCGCUGUGCUGAAACAAAGAAUCUACGUGGAUUAAUGCGGGAAAAGGAGAUAAAAACACAACAAAAUUUACAAAAUGUUGAACAGAUGGCCAUUGACUGGCUGACAGGAAACUUCUAUUUUGUUGACCGAGUUGCUGACAAAAUAUUUGUCUGUAACCAUGGUGGGGAUACGUGUGUUACCAUCUUACAACUGGACCUGCUCAAUCCUAAAGGAAUAGCUUUGGAUCCUCUCAUGGGAAUGAUCUUCUUCACUGACUACGGGAAUGUGGCCAAGGUGGAGCGCUGCAACAUGGAUGGCACCAACCGAACCCGUCUGGUGGAUUAUAAAAUUGAGCAGCCCACUGCUGUGGCAUUGGAUGUGGUAAAGAAGCUGGUGUACUGGGCAGAUGCCUACAUGGAUUACAUUGAUGUGGUGGAUUACAACGGCAAGAACAGACACAGCAUUAUCCACGGGAGUCAAGUAUCCUACAUUUAUGCAUUAGCUGUGUUUGAGAACUACCUCUAUGCUACCCACUCCGACGGUUACAAAGGGACUUCCGUUGUGGAGCUGCUGCAAAUCCACAGGUUCAACAUUACAGCAGAGAGCAGGAUAUUAGCCUCGCUGGGGAAUUGUAAAAGAGUCCAUGUUUACCACAAACUCACUCAGCCAAAAGUCAGAAGUCAUGCAUGUGGGGUGGAUGCCUAUGGAAAACCAGGAGGCUGUUCACACAUCUGCCUUCUGAGUGGCAGCUACAAGUCCAGAACCUGCCGUUGUCGUACUGGAUACAGCCUGGGCUUUGACGGACAGACAUGUAAAAAGCCCAAGAACGAUCUGUUCCUGUUCUAUGGCAAGGGGCGUCCUGGGGUCAUCCGAGGCUUGGAUAUGAACAUCAAAUCCAGUGAUGAACACAUAGUGCCAAUCGAGGACCUGGUUAACCCUCGAGCUAUUGACUACCAUGCAGAACUGGGCCACAUCUACUUCGCUGACACCACCAGUUUCCUCAUUGGACGGCAAAAAAUAGAUGGAACCAACAGAGAGACAAUCCUCAAAGAUGAACUUGACAAUGUUGAAGGAAUUUCAGUGGACUGGAUUGGAAAUAACUUGUAUUGGACCAAUGAUGGCUACAGGAAGACGAUCAGCGUAGCCAGGCUGGAGAACUCCUCUCAGACCAGAAAGACUCUGCUGGAAGGGAAUAUGUCACACCCACGGGCCAUUGUGGUGGAUCCUCUCAACAGUUGGAUGUACUGGACAGACUGGGAGGAGGAUGAAGUGAAUGACAGCAUAGGUCGGAUAGAAAAAGCCUGGAUGGAUGGAUCCAAUCGUCACAUUUUUGUCACUUCCAACAUGUUGUGGCCCAAUGGUUUGACACUAGACCACAGCACCAGCACCAUGUACUGGUGCGAUGCUUACUACGAUCACAUCGAGAAGAUUCUCCUCAAUGGAACUGGUAGAAUGGUGGUGUACAAUGGGAAAGAGCUGAACCAUCCAUUUGGUAUCUCUCACUACAAUAAUUUCAUCUUUUGGACAGAGUACAUGAAUGCUUCAGUCUUCCAGUUGGACUUGUCCACUGGUGACAUCACGCUGCUACGGAGCGAGAGACCACCACUUUUUGGCCUGCGUGUCUAUGAUGCACAGAGUCAGCAAGGUGACAAUGCAUGCAGGGUGAAUUAUGGGGGCUGCGGUACCCUCUGCCUUGCCAUCCCAGGAGGCAGAGUCUGUGCCUGCGCUGACAACCAGUUUCUGGAGAAGAACAAUGUCACCUGUGCAGAACACUCCACUGGUAGUUCAGAGCCACAGCGAUGUAAAAGCGAUGAGUUCCAGUGCCGCAAUCAUCGCUGCAUACGGGCCUUGUGGAAGUGCGAUGGAGACGAUGACUGUCUGGACAGAAGUGAUGAGGAGACCCACAUCUGCUACAACCAUACUUGUCCCAUUGACCAGUUCAAGUGCAGCAACAAUCGGUGUAUUCCAAAAAGAUGGCUGUGUGAUGGAACAAACGACUGCGGUAACAAUGAAGAUGAGGCCAACACUACAUGCUCGGCUCAGCCUUGUCAGGCUAUGCAGUUCUCCUGCAGGAACGGACGCUGCAUACCCCGAGCCUGGAUCUGUGACCGUGAGGAUGACUGUGGAGAUAUGUCUGAUGAAAUAUCAUGUGUAUUCCCUACUUGUGAGCCCCUGACUCAGUUUAGCUGUUCCAGUGGGCGAUGCAUCAGUGCAAAGUGGCAUUGUGAUUCAGAGGAUGAUUGUGGAGAUGGCAGUGAUGAAACAAGCUGUAUCCAGUCCUGCUCCAACAGCCAGUUCCAGUGCACCAGCGGCCGUUGUAUCCCAGAUCACUGGACCUGUGAUGGUGACAAUGACUGCGGAGACUUCAGCGAUGAGAGCACAACCUGCAGAGGUGGAUCGGCAUUGCUGCCCUCAGUGAUUGAGUGCAGUGGAGAGGAGUUCCACUGUGUCACAGAUGGAACCUGCAUCCCAGAACGAUGGAGAUGUGACGGAGACAAGGACUGUGAAGAUGGGAGUGAUGAGAAAGGCUGUGAGGGCACCAAAAGAAUGUGUGACCCCAAGGCCAAAUUCACCUGCAAAGACACAGGCAAGUGUAUCACAAAGAGCUGGGUGUGCGAUGGGGACAUUGACUGUGAGGACCGUUCUGAUGAAGAGUCCUGUGAAUCUGCUGUUUGUAAGCCGCCCAAGUACCAUUGUGCCAAUGAUACUUCUGUGUGCCUCACACCCGACAAGAUUUGCAACAGCAAGGUGGACUGUGCUGACCGUUCAGAUGAAGGACCAAUCUGUGACAUGUGUCUUGUAGUCAGAGGAGGCUGUAGCCACCAGUGCACUGUGGCACCAGGGAAAGGAGUUGUGUGUUCUUGCCCUCCUGGCCUUCACCUGGACUCCAGUAACAAGACUUGCGAAGUGAUGGACUACUGCAGCCACCACUUGAAGUGCAGCCAGGUGUGCGAGCAGUACAAGACCACGGUGAAGUGUUCCUGUUAUCCAGGCUGGACGCUUGACCCUGACGGAGACAGCUGUCACAGCACAGAUCCAUUUGAGGCCUUCAUCAUUUUCUCUAUCCGGCAUGAGAUAAGACGAAUAGACCUUCACAAACGGGAUUACAACCUGCUGGUACCUGGCCUGAGGAACACCAUAGCACUGGACUUUCACUUUAAUCGCAGCCUACUUUACUGGACAGAUGUGGUGGAGGAUAAGAUCUACAGGGGAAAGCUCUCUGAGACUGGCGGGGUGACAGGGAUCGAAGUGGUUGUGCAGCAUGGGUUGGCUACUCCAGAGGGCCUGGCUGUAGACUGGAUUACAGGGAAACUGUACUGGAUUGACAGCAAUCUAGACCAGAUUGAAGUGGCGAAACUCAACGGAGACAUGCGUACCACACUGAUUGCCGGAGGCAUGGAGCACCCACGGGCCAUCGCUCUCGACCCAGGGCAAGGGAUCCUUUUCUGGACUGACUGGGAUGCCACGUUUCCACGUAUUGAGGCUGCAUCGAUGAGUGGAGGAGGUAGACACAUUGUGUUUAAGGAUAUGGAGAUAGGAGCAUGGCCUAAUGGUCUGACACUGGAUCAUCUGGAAAAGAGGAUUAUUUGGACAGAUGCACGAUCUGAUGCCAUUUUCUCUGCACUCUAUGACGGUAGUGGAGUCAUUGAAAUCCUCCGGGGUCAUGAAUACCUUUCCCAUCCCUUUGCCGUGUCUCUCUUUGGUGGGAAUGUCUACUGGACAGACUGGAGGACAAACACAUUAGCCAGAGCCAACAAGUGGACUGGGCAGAAUGUAACAGUCAUUCAGAAGACAAGUGCUCAACCUUUUGAUCUACAGGUCUUCCACCCCAGCAGGCAACCACAAGCUUCUAACCCAUGUGAAGAGAAUGAUGGACGUGGUCCCUGUUCACAUCUGUGUCUCAUCAAUUACAACCACACAGCAUCCUGCACCUGUCCACACCUCAUGAAGCUUUCACCCAACAAACAGUCCUGCUUUGCAUUGAAAAAGUUCCUCCUGUACGUGCGGCGGUCUGAAAUCCGGGGUGUGGACAUCGACAACCCUUACAUGAAUGUCAUGACGGCAUUAACAGUACCAGAUAUUGAUGAUGUCACUGUGGUGGACUAUGAUGCUCAGGAGGAGAGGAUCUACUGGGCUGAUAUCAAAACCCAAACCAUAAAACGGGCCUUCAUCAACGGAACACAGAUAGAGACCAUCAUCUUUGGAGACAUAGUGAACUGCCGUGGGCUGGCUUUAGACUGGCUUUCCAGGAACUUAUACUGGCUCAGCUCUGAAAAUGAUGAGUCGCAAAUCAAUGUGGCUCGCUUUGAUGGGUCCCUGAAGACCUCCAUCAUCCACGGGAUUGAUAAACCAAGGUGCCUUGUAGUGCACCCUGCCAAAGGGAAGAUUUAUUGGACAGAUGGCAACACCAUCAACAUGGCCAACAUGGACGGGAGUAACAGCAAGGUCCUCCACCAGAACCAGAGGGAACCUGUAGGUCUGUCAAUUGACUACUCUGCCAGCAAGUUGUACUGGAUAAGCUCGGCCAACGGCACUAUCAACAGGUGCAAUCUGGAUGGCACAAGUCUGGAAGUACUGGAGACUCUAAAGAGGAACUUUUCCAAAGGCACAGCUCUUGCUGUGAUGGGUAACAAAUUGUGGUGGGCAGAUGAUGACUCUGCACAGGUGGGAACAGUUAACAAGAGAGAUGGGCGAAACCCUGUGACUCUACGGAACAAGACCAAUGGAGUGGUUCACAUGAAGGUGUACGACAGGGAGGGUCAGAGAGGAAGAAACCCGUGCCAGACAAAUAAUGGAGGAUGCUCACAGCUUUGCUUCCCCACUUCUGAGAACAGUCGUAGCUGCUCCUGUACCGUCGGCUACAAUUUACGCAGUGACCGCAUGUCCUGUGAGGGUGUGGAUUCAUUCCUGAUGUAUUCCAUCCAUGAGGGAAUCAGAGGAUUUGCGCUUGAUCCAAAUGACAACACAGAAGCACUUAUGCCCAUCACAGGAACACUGUUUGCGGUGGGAGUUGACUUUCACGCAGGUAAUGACACUGUAUACUGGACAGACAUGGGCCUGAACAGAAUUUCCAGAGCCAAGCGUGAUCAGACCUGGAGAGAGGACAUCAUUACCACCGGCAUCAGCAGAGUUGAAGGCAUUGCUGUUGACUGGAUUGCUGGAAACCUAUACUGGACAGAUCAUGGCUUCAGCCUGAUAGAAAUAUCCCGUCUAAAUGGUGCAUACCGCUCAGUGGUAAUAUCUGAAGGACUUGACCAGCCCAGGGCCAUUGGUGUGCACCCACAGAAGGGGUAUCUUUUCUGGACUGAGUGGGGCCAGAGUCCAUGCAUAGGCCGCUCUCGCCUAGAUGGUUCAGACCAGGUUACCUUGGUCAACUCUGGCAUUAUGUGGCCCAAUGGAAUAUCGAUAGACUACGAGGAAAAUAGAUUAUACUGGUGUGAUGCCCGCACAGACAAGAUCGAGAGGAUCAACCUUGAGACGGGUGAGAACCGGGAGAUUAUACUGUCAGCGGCCAACGUAGACCUGUUCUCAGUAGCUGUGUUUGGGCCUUACAUCUACUGGUCUGACAGGGCCCACUCCAAUGGCUCAAUCAGACGUGGCUUCAAAACUGACACCAGUGAGGUUGUAACAAUGAGGAGUGGCUUGGGGGUCAAUUUGAAGGAUGUGACUGUCUUUAAUAGAGGCCGAGAGAAAGGCACCAACCCUUGUGCAAGGAGUAAUGGUGGCUGCCAGCAGCUGUGCUUCCACUUGGGUAGCGGCCGUCGAACCUGCUCCUGUGCCCAUGGUCGCUUGUCAGAUGAUGGAUUUGCCUGUAAACGCUAUGAAGGAUAUCUACUCUACUCUGAGAGGACCAUACUAAAAAGCAUUCACCUUUCAGAUGAGAAUGACCUGAACUCACCUAUCCAGCCUUUUGAAAAUCCAGCCUUAUUCAAGAACAUCAUUGCGCUGGCAUUUGACUAUAGCCAAAAGACAUCUGGGACCAAUCGCAUCUUUUUCAGUGAUGUCCAUUUUGGAAAUAUCCAGGUGAUUAAUGAUGACUGGACGGGAAGAUCUAUCAUUGCAGAAAAUGUGGGUUCAGUGGAGGGUCUGGCAUACCAUCGGUCCUGGGACAUCUUGUACUGGACCAGCUCCACUACCUCCUCUAUCUCCAGGCAGAGUGUAGACCAGAAACGUGCCAGUGUGAUCAGCAGACAGGCUGUGGUCUUGCUUUCAGAGGAGGACCACCCACACGUCUUGGCUCUGGAUGAAUGCCAAAACCUGAUGUUUUGGUCCAACUGGAAUGAGCAGAGACCCAGCAUCAUGAGAUCGACUUUAGCCGGCAAGAACAUGAAGAUUAUCAUCAGCUCUGAUAUCUUGACUCCCAAUGGACUAACAAUUGACCACAAAGCAGAGAAGCUCUACUUCUCAGAUGGAAGCCUUGGCAGGAUUGAGAGAUGUGACUAUGAUGGUUCUUACAGAUAUGUCAUCGUUAAAUCAGGCCCUGGGAAUUUUUUUGGACUUGCCAUCUAUGGAGAUUUUAUCUACUGGUCAGACUGGGCCCGCAGGUCUGUGCUGCGAUCAUACAAGUACACAGGUGGAGACACCAAGGUACUUCGAGCAGAUAUGUCUCAUCAACCAAUGGGAAUCAUUGCUGUGGCCAGCGACACAAACAAUUGUGAGCUGUCGCCAUGCCGACCCAUGAAUGGAGGCUGUGGUGACCUUUGUCUUCUGACCCCUUAUGGGAGGGUCAACUGCUCCUGCCGUGGAGAACGAGUGCUGUUAGAUGACAACAGAUGUGUGUCAGAAAACUCUUCCUGCAACAUCCACACUGAAUUUGAGUGUGGUAACGGCGAGUGCAUUAGCUACCAACUAACAUGUGAUGGAAUAGCCCACUGCAAAGACAAGUCAGAUGAAAAGAUGCAAUACUGUGAUAACAGGAGCUGUCGAAGAGGUUUCAGGCCCUGCUACAACCAGCGCUGUGUGGCCAACAGUCGUUUCUGUGACGGGUUUGAUGACUGUGGGGACAACUCUGAUGAAUCCUUUUGUAGCAAUGUCACGUGCAGCUCAUCAGAACUGCCAUGCAAAGAUGGGAGCUGUGUACAGAGCUCAGCCUGGUGCAACCAGGUCAUUGACUGCGCCGAUGCCUCUGAUGAAAAACGCUGCAACCACACAGACUGCUCUCAUUUCUACAAGCUGGGAGUGAAGGAAAAAGAUUUUAUCAGCUGCAACUCCACCUCACUUUGCAUCCACCCCUCCUGGAUCUGUGAUGGUGCAAAUGACUGUGGAGACUACGCUGAUGAGACCAACUGUCAAGUUUCACAUGGGCAGAAAUGUGAGGAAGGACACUUUGCUUGUCCAAGUGGGAACUGUAUCUCCAGUGUGUGGCUGUGUGAUGGCCAAAAAGACUGUGAGGAUGGAGCGGAUGAAUUCCAGUGUGACUCAUCAUGCUUGUGGAACCAGUUUGCCUGCUCAAAGAACAAGUGCAUCGCCAAGCAGUGGCUAUGUGACGGUGAAAAUGACUGCGAGGACGGCCUUGAUGAGAGUGUGCAGAUCUGUGGCACAGUGACAUGUGCUCCAGGACUGUUCAGCUGCCCUGGCUCAUAUGCUUGUGUUCCCAAACGCUGGCUCUGUGAUGGUGAAAGAGAUUGCCCUGAUGGCAGUGAUGAACUUUCUGCAGCUGGUUGUGCACCCAACAACACCUGUGACGACAGCUCAUUCCACUGCCACAACAAAGUGUGCAUCGCCCGGCGGUUCGUCUGUGACCAUGAUGAUGACUGUGGAGAUGGAUCUGAUGAGUCAGUGGAAUGUGUGUAUCGCUUGUGCGGAUCAGAGGAGUUUCGCUGCAGGGACGGGCGCUGUCUUCUCAGCUCGCAGUGGGAGUGCGAUGGCUACGCUGACUGUCCCGACUACUCUGACGAACUACCGCUGAACCUCAAAUGUCUGGCUGCAGGAAGUCUCUGCAAUGGCUCUUUCUUCAUGUGCUCCAACGGACGCUGCAUUUCUAAGGGUAACCUCUGUGAUGGAAGAGAUGAUUGCGGAGACCGAUCUGAUGAGAUGAACUGCAAUGUGAAUGAAUGCCUGAAUCGCCGGGUCAGCGGGUGCACACAGGACUGUGAAGAUCUUCCUGUAGGAUAUAAGUGUAAAUGCUGGCCUGGAUUUCGUCUGAAGGAUGAUGGGAAGACUUGUGUGGAUAUAGAUGAGUGCUCCUCAACCCUCCCCUGCAGCCAGCAUUGCAUCAACACAUAUGGCUCUUACAAAUGUCUGUGCGUGGAUGGCUAUGAAUCACUGAUGCGAAAUCCCAAUACUUGUAAAGCUCUUUCAGUUGAGGAACCUUUUCUCAUUAUGGCAGACCACCAUGAAAUCAGAAAGCUCAGCGUUGAUGGCUCAAAUUACACCAUCUUGAAACAGGGUCUCAACAAUAUCAUCCACAUAGACUUUGACUACAAGAAAGAAUUUAUAUAUUGGGUGGAUUCAACCAGGCCAAGUGGACGCAAGAUCAACAGAAUGCGCCUCAAUGGGAGUGAUCUGAAGAUCGUCCACAGAACGGCUGUACCCAGUGCUUUAGCAGUGGAUUGGAUAGGGAAGAAUCUAUACUGGUGUGAUGUGGAGAGGAAGACACUGGAGGUUUCCAAAGCCAAUGGCCUCUACCCUACAGUCCUGAUCAGUUCAAGCCUCAAGAACCCCACAGAUCUAGCUCUCGACCCCCAGACAGGGUACGUCUUCUGGGUAGACUGUUGUGAACCUCCACACAUUGGGCGUAUUGGCAUGGAUGGCCGAGGGCAAACAGUUAUCAUUGACACAGAAAUCUACAGCCCCUCUGCUCUCACUAUUGAUUACACCAGCAAAAUGAUCUACUGGGCAGACGCAAACCACAUCUUGUUUGCCAACAUGGAUGGCACCCAAAGACACAAAGUGUCCUAUGAGCACAUCCAAGGAGUGAUGGCUCUGACUUUAUUUGAGGACUUUGUCUACUGGACGGAUGGGAAAUCCAAAUCACUUCGACGAGCUCACAAGACAACUGGGACACAAGGAAUGGAGCUGCUAAACUCCUGGCAGGCCAUCAAAUCUAUCAAGGUCUACCACUCCCUGCGUCAGCCUGAAGUGCCCAAGCAUCAGUGUCAGGUUGCAAAUGGAGGAUGCAGCCACCUGUGUCUUCUCUCCCCUGGUGGGGAACACAAGUGUGCCUGUCCUACUAAUUUUUACUUGGCUGCUGACAAUAAGACGUGCCUUUCGAACUGCACCUCCAGUCAGUUUCGCUGUGGGACAGAUGAGUGCAUCCCUUUCUGGUGGAAGUGUGACACUGUGGAUGACUGUGGGGAUGGAUCGGAUGAACCUGCUGACUGUCCGGAAUUCAAAUGCCAGCCUGGACGUUUUCAAUGUGGCACGGGACUUUGUGCUCUUCCUCCCUUUAUCUGUGAUGGAGAGAAUGACUGUGGGGACAAUUCCGAUGAAGCUAACUGCGAGACAUACAUCUGCUUGUCCGGCCAGUUCAAAUGUACCAGGAAACAGAAGUGCAUCCCUCUGAACCUGCGCUGCAAUGGUCAGGACGACUGCGGUGAUGGAGAAGAUGAGACAGAUUGUCCGGAAAGCACAUGCUCACCAGAACAGUUUCAGUGCAAGGCCUCCAUGCACUGCAUCUCCAAACUUUGGGUUUGUGAUGAGGACCCAGACUGUGCAGAUGGGUCAGAUGAGGCUAAUUGCGAUGAAAAGACCUGCGGACCUCAUGAAUUCCGUUGUGAGAAUAACAACUGCAUCCCAGACCACUGGAGGUGUGACAGCCAGAAUGACUGUGGAGACAACUCAGACGAGCAGAACUGCAAGCCAGUCACUUGUAACCACAAGGACUUUGCCUGUGCUAAUGGAGACUGCAUUUCCUCUCGAUUCCGCUGUGAUGGAGACUACGACUGUUUGGACAAUUCAGAUGAGAAAGGCUGCGAGGCUCGCUGUGCAGACGACCAGUUUCGCUGCCACAACAACCUCUGCAUCUCACUGAAGUGGCUGUGUGAUGGUCAAGAAGACUGCAAGAUGGGGGAAGAUGAGAAAAACUGCCAGGCCACAGUGGUCCCAUCAUGUUCUGUGAAUGAGUACGUAUGUGCCAGUGGGGGGUGCGUUUUAGCCAGCCUGCGGUGUGAUGGACAUGACAACUGUCUGGAUGGCUCUGACGAGAUUGGCUGUGUGAAGGAGUGCAGAGAGGACGAGUUUCUCUGUCUGAACCGUGCUCACUGUAUCCCUCGGCGCUGGCGCUGUGACGAUGUGUUGGACUGCAUGGACCACAGCGAUGAGGAAAACUGCAAUCAGGUUGCUUUCUUCUGCCGUGCUGAUGAAUUCAUCUGCAACAACACCUUAUGCAAGCUCCACACAUGGGUGUGCGACGGAAAGGACGACUGUGGAGAUAACUCGGACGAAGACAAAGACAUGUGUGCAAAACUUCCCUGCCCUCCUACAAGGCCAUUUCGUUGCAGAAAUGAUCAUGUGUGUCUGCGCACAGAUCAAGUGUGCAAUAAAGUGGACGACUGUGGCGACAAGUCAGAUGAAGAAGAGUGUGAGGUGGUGGCUGGCAGACCUCGGCCAUGUGGGAAGACCGAGUUUACCUGCAGCAAUGGGCGCUGCAUCCCCAUCCAGCUUCAGUGUGACCUCUUCAACGACUGUGGGGACGGAGGCUCAGACGAGCAAGACUGCAAAGCUUUUUCCAGCGGAGAUGUAUGUGGAAAGAAAACAAAUCCAUGCGGAGAGGAUACAGUUUGCAACCAGACGAAUGCCAAUGCUGUAUGUCAGUGCAAACCAGGCUUCAAACGGAACCAAAGAAAUGGCCUAUGUGAAGAAAUAAAUGAAUGUCUGCAGUUUGACGCAUGUCCUCAUUACUGCACAAACACUAAAGGAUCUGUUAAGUGUACAUGUGACCGAAAUUAUAAGGAGAUCAAUGGCAACUGUAUGGCAAAAGGACCAGAAGAUCGGGUGCUGUACAUAGCUAAUGAUACUGAAAUCCGAAGUUUUGUGUAUCCAUUUAACCAGAGCAAUGGACAUAAACUGCUCACUCACAUUGAAGAUAAUGCCCGCAUUAUUGGGAUGGAUGCUUUGUUUCAACACCAAACGUUCAUCUGGGCUACCCAAUUUAACCCCGGUGGACUUUUUUACAAGGAGAGCCUUGAAAGAAGUCAAACUAAAACCAAUGUCAGAAACAUUUGUCCAGACUUCCGUCGUCCAAGGGAUGUUUCUGCUGACUGGAUCACAGGCAACAUUUACUGGACUGAUCACUCUCGGAUGCACUGGUUCAGCUACUACACAGCCCACUGGACUAAGUUACGGUACUCCAUAAAUGUGGGACAGCUGAAGGGACCAAACUGCACACGACUGAUUACUGAUAUAGCAGGAGAGCCUUAUGCCAUUGCUGUCAACCCAGCCAAAGCGAUGAUGUACUGGAGUGUAAUAGGUGAUCACUCUCACAUAGAAGAAUCAGCGAUGGAUGGCUCUUUACGCAGAGUGCUCUUGGAAAAAAAUCUCAGGAGACCAACCGGCAUAGCCAUUGAUUAUUUCAACCAGCGUUUGUACUGGGCUGAUCCUGAGCUCUCACAGAUAGGAAGUGUGAGAUUAGAUGGCUCGGACCCUCUGGUGACAAUCAGCGACAGACACGGAAUUUCACAACCAUACAGGAUUGAUAUAUUUGAAGACUUCAUCUAUGGAACUGGGCUCAAAUAUGAGGUCUUCAAAAUUCACAAGUAUGGCAAGCAAUCUGUGGAAUUUGUCACUCUCGGUGUGGAAAAGCCCACUAAUGUUUUGAUCGCCCAUCGAUACAAGCAACAAGAUGUGUCAAACCCAUGCCUGAGAAUAACUUGUGAUUUCAUGUGUUUGCUCAACCCAACUGGAGCCAAAUGUACCUGCCCAGAAGGGAAAGUGCUAGUCAACAACACAUGUAGUGAUGUUAACAUUUCAGGUGAAUUGUGUCGCCCUCCAUGUGAGAAUGGAGGCCGGUGCUUAGCCAAUGAGAAAGGAGACUGGAGAUGCUACUGCUGGCCUGACUUUUCAGGGGAGCGCUGUGAGGUCAACCACUGCACAGACUACUGCCUAAAUGGAGGCACUUGCAUGGGCUCUCCCCUGGGUAAACCAACAUGCCGUUGUCCAGUCGGUUUCUCAGGUCCGUUCUGUGAGAAAAGAGUUUGCGACAACUACUGUUUAAAUGGCGGAACCUGCGACGUAACUCAGGGGAACCAGCCAGUGUGCCGCUGCAUGGCAGAAUAUACAGGAGACCGAUGUCUUUACCACAUCUGUCACCACUAUUGUGUGAACUCCAAGGCUUGCACUCUAUCAAGUAGUGGCUAUGUGGAGUGCGUGUGUCCUACCAGGUUUGAGGGAUACAAGUGCGAGGUGGACAAGUGUCUUCGAUGCCAUGGAGCUCCCUGCCUCGUUAAUGAGGAGACUGGAGAUGUGGUUUGCAACUGCACAAAUGGCAGAAUAGCACCCAGCUGUCAACUGUGUGAUGGAUAUUGCUACAAUGGAGGCACCUGUCACCUGGACCCUGACACCAACCUGCCUUUCUGUCACUGCACGUCAGGGUUCAAGAACCAACGAUGUGAUGAGCUGGCCAACCCCUGCGAUUACUUCUGUCAGAAUGAGGGGAUGUGCACAUUAACAGCUCUUAACAAACCACGCUGCAAGUGCUCAGCCAACUGGGCAGGUACACAAUGUGAGAGACCUGCUCCUAAAAGCAGCCGAUCAGAUAACACCAUUGGAGGGAGCAUAGCCAUCAUUGUGCCUCUGGUCCUGCUGGUCAUCUUGAUCGUGAUGGUGGUGGCAGGUGUUUUCAUCUGCAGAAGAAGACAGAGGGGGAAACGUGUCCAGAGGCAGCCCAUGACAAACGGAGGGAUUAACGUGGAGAUUGGGAACCCAUCAUACAACAUGUAUGAAGUGGAUCAUGACAACCAUGCUGACGCAGGCAGCCUGCUGCGACCCAACUUCACACUGGACCCUCACAAGGGAUGGUGUGUCAAGUCCAGUGAUCCUCGCACCUUGGGCAUCAAUUCUGUGCCCAAGGAGGUAAUCCCUGGACAGCCCAUGAACUACUCCAACCCAGUGUAUGCAAAGAUCUAUAUGGACACACAAAACUGCCGAAAGCCAGUCAUCAAUAUUGAUGAGAGGAGAGAGCUACUCCCAAAGAAACUAGAGGGGACAAUUCAUGAAACCGCCGCAUAGCCUAACUUUACACUUUGUACUCCUUUUUUUACUGCAGUGUACAAAUGUAUAAAAUGAAGGAAGAAACGAGAAUUUUCUAUUUCCUGUCAGUUAGGUUUGAUUUAUUUAGCGUCAGCAUAAUGUCUCUGUUGGUGUGCUGAAGAGUAUUGUUUUUAAUUUAUCACUUCUAAUGUCCAUCAAAAAUACAGUCCAUCACGCAGUGUUGUACUUUAUACUAUAUGCCACUGAAGUAAAGCUGCUGAGUUAUGUUUAUUAACACCGUGCACAGACACACACACAGCUUAAACCCUCAAAUGCAGGACUCUGAUUUUGACCCAUGUCUACUUCAUGUGCAAAUUAUGUUUGUUUUUUUGUUUUCUCAUUAAGAUAAUGACAAAAGUAAGUAUCUUGGAAAAAUUAUGUUUUGUUUGUAGUAACUUUGUCCUCACAUGUGAACGCGAUACAGAUCACAUUCAAGCUUCACAAAAUGAGGAAGGAAGCUUCAUGUUUAAUUUUAUUUGUUUUUUAGAUUUAUUGUUUUCUUUCUCAUAUGUUCCAGUGAGCAUCAUUAUCUCAAAUUGAUCACAGAAAUUCCAGAGCUCAUCUGUCAUCAGCUUCUUUCAUUUGUCUGUUUCCAUGGCAUUCACUUUGCAUUUGCCCCGCUGUGAUACUUACGAGUAUAUUCCGUACAAAUGCAGUGAGACAGAUGAAAGCCCACCUUGAAUGUCCUCAGAUCAGACACCCAGAUCUUGUACUGUACUCUGAAAUGAUAGACACUGAAUAUCAUAUUUUUCUAGGUCUCAUAUGUUGACAGAUGGAUUAAAUAUGUGGAACACAGAAUGAUUUACCACAGCGAUAAAAAUGGCUAUUCAUAGAGAUAUUAUGAAACCCAGCUCUUACUUCAGAAGAAGGUGAGACUGAUAAGAAGUUUUAUAAUUUUGUAUUUGAUUUGUAUGUUGUUUGGCUGCUUGUAUUUUGAAGAAAUGUAUUAAAUGUAAGUAAUUUUUAUAUAAACUGUAAAUCGAUAUUGAAUAAAGGGGGCUUAUUUCCA
This is a messenger RNA of Thalassophryne amazonica, 15162 nucleotides long. It is a transcript of the gene lrp1bb, whose product is annotated as low density lipoprotein receptor-related protein 1Bb. The record is from RefSeq and is a predicted model, not a curated record. The coding region runs from base 201 to 14132 and encodes 4643 amino acids. The transcript has 92 exons. Gene Ontology annotation, molecular function: calcium ion binding; protein binding. NCBI's taxonomy places the organism in Eukaryota, Metazoa, Chordata, Actinopteri, Batrachoidiformes, Batrachoididae.